Messenger RNA from Suillus paluster, 2949 nucleotides. RefSeq names its product armadillo-type protein. The coding region runs from base 1 to 2949 and encodes 982 amino acids. The transcript is spliced from 10 exons. Gene Ontology annotation, biological process: protein dephosphorylation. Gene Ontology annotation, molecular function: protein phosphatase regulator activity. Lineage: Eukaryota; Fungi; Basidiomycota; Agaricomycetes; Boletales; Suillaceae. The record is from RefSeq and is a predicted model, not a curated record.
AUGGGUAAUGUAGUGUCUCUUGUCGAUAUUCAACACAGCAACCCUGCCUCAGAGGAAGUUGCCUCGGAAGAAUCCGUCUCGGAGGCUCAUCGACGUCCAUCGGCUCCUGCAAGGACAACCACUUCUCCUUCGCAUAUACUUCUGACUUUUCUACAGGUGCUGGGCGCCUUCGUACUACCGCCUGUUAUUUCGCCUUCUCCGGGUGAGAAUCCUUUUGAUUCGCCUCCGUCGUCGCCCGCGCUUUCCUUCCAUACCGCUCCUUCCACACCUGUUACUUCGCCGCAAGGCGAAGAUCCACCACCAGAUCCACCACCAGUCCCUACCUUUGAUAAUUCCAGACCGCCAUCACCACCGCUCACCGAUCAUCACCCAAUAGCAUCUGUUGAAAUCGAAACGAUACCAUCACCCGAGGCGCUUUCCUCGCCUGACUUUGCACUAGACUUCACCCUCGAUGACGAGGGUUUAAGUACCCUUGAGAAGAUAUACCUUUUUUCUCGUAGUAGAUCAGCACAUCACAGGGUAUUUAUUUCACAUGCUCUACCCGCCUUCCUAGCGCAGGUAUCGCCUAUUGAGGCUGUCGAGUAUGUCCUACCGCUACUCCCGAGCUUGUCUGUAGAUGAAGACGAGGCAGUGAAGGAGGCUCUAUCAGCGGAGCUUGUUUCCAUCAUGUGGUGGUUUCUAACGCAUUGCCGCUUGGUUGAAGAGCCGAGUGACCUGUCCAAUGCUGAUUUUGCUCCUCAGCAUCAGUCUGACGAUCAAAUAACAUUAAUUUCAGUCCAGGCAUUCACUCCUAUUUUAGCAACCCUCCUGCUGAGCUCCAACGGGGUUGUCAGUGGCUCUGCGAGAUUUGCCGUCGUUGAAUUACUGGCCAGAAUACAUAGAGCUGAUGAUCUUGGAGACCAGCAAGUUGAUGAUCCAUCUUAUGGAUUAUUCGAGAGGCACGAAAGGAGCCUAUUCGAAGAAGAGGUUAUACAGCAACUUGUGAUAGGAAUGGGACGCCUUGAAUCAGGUGAAGAUGAAAAUGAUGCGGAUGUGUGGUAUACUCCCGCGAUAGAGCAUCCUCAACCCGAUCAUCCUUUAUCAAGGAACGGUUCUGUCAAUCCGUAUUUUCCGAGCACUCAAACACCGUCGCCUUCAGCGAUAAGCAUAUCUGCGACGGCCUUAAUCCCACCGUUCGUCCCUAAUCUCCCUAGUCCACCAGUUGGUGUACCCCCGCCACAUCAUGAAGUCGAACUUAUUGUGGUGGACCCAUCACCCCUGGCUAUCUUAUCUCUUCAGCUAGAGGGUCAACACAGCCCAAUCCAGCCGAAUGCUGAGGGAUCGGGGGAGCGCGAAAUUAUAUCUGGCGCUACGACCUACGCUGAAUCUGGACGUUCGGACUUCGAGAUGGACGGCCAGGAAGAGGAACAAGAAAUGGAUCCCAGCGAACAAGCCGCUGUUGGACGACUAUCAAGCAUGAGUCUGAUUGCUGCCGUAGUUGCUGGGGGCACACCUAGAGUCGAAACUCAACGUACUUUCGUAAGAGAAGUCGAACGAGUCGGCAGAGAUCCUAUCCACUGGGUCAGAAGAGAGGCGUCAUUUGCGUUGGGUGCUCUUGCAAAGGUUGUUCCCGAUGAGCUUAUUAUUGGCUCGCUCCUUCCAUUGUUUGAAUCUCUACGUACCGAUCCCGCAUGGCACGUGAGGCACUCCUGUCUUUUCGCUCUGCCAGCACUUUUGUCACGUUUGCCGUCAGGCUUACGGCGAUCAGUCGCUGUCUCAACCAUUCUUCCUCUGUCGCGGGACGAAUCUGCUCCGGUUCGCUCUGGGGUCCUGGAGGCUCUCGGAGAAGUUGUCUACACCUUCCAUAGCGAUGAAUGUGGACCGCCCGAUGAUCUUCUGAGUUUGUUUCUUGGCAAGCACAGGAACUGUCCACCGCGAGAACGUUAUCCAUAUCCUACUCUCCAAUCACCGUUUCAGCAACUGUCAGCAAAUGUCGCGAUGCAGCUAUUCGACGACGACCCGGCUCGUCCGCUUGCAUGUGCUUUCAACUUUCCCGCAGUAGCAUAUACCCUUGGCCGAGCACGAUGGGGAGAGCUACGGGGACUAUACCUCACACUCGCACAGGACCGCUCGUCUAAAGUCCGGCGGACAUUAGCUGCAAGUCUGGGCGAUCUAGCAAAGAUCGUCGGACCAGAAAAUGCCCAACGAGAUAUGAUAAGCCUGUGGUGGGAUGUAAUGCGAUCUGAUGACGACAACGAGAUUAAAUUCAAAGCAAUUGAGGCUGUCCCUCUCUUUGUAGAGGCUUUAGGCGAGGGACAAGCGAGGGAAGAGGUGAUCACAGGUCUGCUCGACGUAUGGGAGGAAGGCUGGUUGCGCAAUUGGAGAGCACGUGAAGGCGUUAUCAAGAUCAUCCCUGACCUCACUGGCGGACCUGAACGACCUAACAGCAUACGCGCACUUUUACGAAAAGGUCUUGAGGACGAUUUUGGUGCAGUGAGAGAGACUGCAAUAUCUGUGAUCUGUCGAAUAGCCCUCCAAGACGUCUGGAGACCUACUCUCAAUAUCGUUCACCAGGAUAUGCUUUCGCUAGCUAACUCUCCGAUUUUUCGAAGACGGAUGACGUUUGUCGCAUGUCAGCAGGCUCUAGCAUCCUCAGUAGGCGGGUUAUCGAUCUUAGUGGAUGACGCAAGAUGGCGCACUCUCGAACGGUUAAGCAACGAUAGCAUAGUGGGCGUUCGCAUUGGCGUCGCUCGUUUAGCUGGGUCGAUAUUUGAAAACGCUUUGCACGCUACAUCCGCGGUGCCCCAUCGAAUUUUUGACAUGAUAGAUCAUUUGCAGCAGGACUCCUCUGCAGAGGUUCGGUCUUAUAUUCCUAGUGUGGCGAACCUUCAGCAGGGCCAAAGAGUAUUUCCCUCCCACUCCGAUAGUUUCUUGACAUUUUCCCGCCCACCCCCCUUGUUGUGCCCGUAG